Corythoichthys intestinalis (scribbled pipefish) is the source of this 1236-nucleotide messenger RNA. Its product is annotated as tyrosine-protein kinase CSK-like. NCBI's taxonomy places the organism in Eukaryota, Metazoa, Chordata, Actinopteri, Syngnathiformes, Syngnathidae. The transcript has 6 exons. Gene Ontology annotation, molecular function: ATP binding; transmembrane receptor protein tyrosine kinase activity. Bases 854 to 1138 code for a protein of 94 amino acids. Gene Ontology annotation, cellular component: plasma membrane; signaling receptor complex. Gene Ontology annotation, biological process: protein phosphorylation; cell surface receptor protein tyrosine kinase signaling pathway; multicellular organism development. The record is from RefSeq and is a predicted model, not a curated record.
UUUACGUGACUGUUGAAGUGUGGUGACCGAUGGACUUAAAAUGGCAUCUCCUCUCCUUGUGAUGGCAAAUGCCGCCACGAAACAAAAAUACAGCAAAACAUUUAAUUCCUGAACAAUAUGUCAGCCUGCAUCAGGUAAUAGAAUAUUUAGGAGACGUUCUAAGAAAGCACUUUGCCACUUACUGACCAGUUUUCUUUUUUGACAGGUGUUCAACAGGACUUCCAAGCCUGACCUUUUCAUAGCAAAGCGAAAGACAAGCCACAUAGCCAGACACAACUCCGCCAGAGAAGAGGGGCUCAUCAACAAUGAAAACAUGCGUGAGAGGCAAGCUCUUUCUAUUCCCAAAACAAUGGGGCUAUUGCUCAAACUCUACUUAAGCCGAAACCAAAACACGGCGCUAAAUCAGCUGAGCUGGAGCUGAGAAAAGGUAAGAAUGAAAAUGCGGUCUUUUUAAAUAAUUGCUGAUCUUAGAAAUGUCCCUCUUUGAAGCUGGUUGGCUUCUGGACAUCACUCCGCUGAACUUGGACUCUCCAUUGGUGAAGGGGAGAAUUUUGUAUAUUUUCUAAAUGCAAAUUUACAUCACAUCUUAAUUGGGUGAUUUUUUCUGAAAUUAUGAAUCAAAUAUGAAGAAAUACUUUAUAUUCCAUUUUUACACGGCUUGAAUUUGAGCUCUUUUUGAACAGUUAACCCUUUGUAGAGCUCAUUUUCCUAUUAAGCCUUAUAGCCUGUUUCCACAAUGAGUUUGCUGAGUGAGUACGAUUGUGUCCUCAGCUGUGUUUGAGGGCGAGGCCAGAGGGGGGCAGUAAAGACCAUUAAGUGUGAUGUCACAGGCUUCCUGCAGGAGACCACAGUGAUGACCAACGUGUGUGACGGAAUGGAGUACCUGCAAUCCAAAAAGCUGAUCCACAGAGACCUGGCGGCUAGCAACAUCCUGGUCUCUGACAACGAUGUGGCCGAGGUCAGCGACUUCGGGCUGACGAGGGUGUCAGCUAACCAACAUGCUAAACUGCCUGUCCGCUGGAGUGCCCCUGAAGCUCUGUGGAAAGAGAAUUACUCCACAAAGACAGAUGUCUGGAGUUCUUCUAUGGGAAAUCUUCUCCUAUGGUCGUCAACCAUACCCAAAGAUGUCUAUAAAUGAAGUAAGAGAGCUAGUGGAGAGUGGUUAUUGUAUGGAGGCACCAGAGGACUGUCUCCCCACGGUUGACGCCCUAAUGACGUUUUGCUGGGCCAGGGAGC